This is a messenger RNA of Girardinichthys multiradiatus, 2974 nucleotides long. RefSeq names its product LIM homeobox 2b (gene lhx2b). Gene Ontology annotation, molecular function: DNA-binding transcription factor activity, RNA polymerase II-specific; RNA polymerase II transcription regulatory region sequence-specific DNA binding. The transcript is spliced from 5 exons. Lineage: Eukaryota; Metazoa; Chordata; Actinopteri; Cyprinodontiformes; Goodeidae. Gene Ontology annotation, cellular component: nucleus. The record is from RefSeq and is a predicted model, not a curated record. Gene Ontology annotation, biological process: neuron differentiation; regulation of transcription by RNA polymerase II. The coding region runs from base 995 to 2248 and encodes 417 amino acids.
UGCUGCCACACGCUCUCUCAGAUCUGCUUCUUUCUCGGUGAAACUACAUAGCUGAACUGUUCCGAGACGGCGGCGGAGCCAAUGAACACGAACGCUGCGUCAUGACGCAACUGGGCCCGUAGAUAAGGAGCGGAGGGUCCAACCGGGACCUUAGACGGAGGACCGGCCGGUUUGCGGGUUCAGCGGACAUUCAGUGAGCGUAAAUCCAGCUCCUCCUCCUCCUCCACUGCCGUUACGCACACGCAUCUUCAGCCAUGAGGCCAAACAAGAACUAAACAAGCUGCAGUACAACGGAAAGUGCUGCCCUCAGAGCACCGACGGGACUUUAUUACACUAAGGCCGCGCGUUUUUUAAAUUAAUAUAUAUUUUUAUAUAUAUAUAUAUAUUUUUUUUUUUUUUGUCUGUGACAGGUACAAGUAGUUUAAAGCAGCUACUGAGAAAAUCAACUUGGACUGUUGAUCUUACAGGAGAACCAUUCCUCCCAACCAUUUUUAUUGUUUUGUUUUUUUCUUGCUUUUUUUAUGCUAUAAAAGCUGCUGCCCAGAGUUGCACAGAACAAACUGGAUGAUUGUGUCAGUGCUCCUUUACAGAGCCGACAUCCUGAAAUAUUCCUCCCAUCAAGGAGGCUGAGCGCCGUGCAACGGGAGCUUCCGUAGUCGGUUUACUCCCAACAAAUGGAUCAGGAAAUAUAGAAAAAAAAGCUAUUUGUAAAAACAAAAUAAAAAAUCCCUUCUGUGAGAAAAUUGAUUUUAAUCAAAGAUUCGGAAUCCACGCGGCUGUUAAUGAACUAGUUAGAGCUUAUUAAUAAUGAGAACUGCAGAGAUUCGGAUGAUGGUUGCCAUUGGCAGAUGAGACGUAGUGAGGAGAACACGUGUUCAAUUUUUCCUUCAUUUUUUUCAUCCCUGAGCUGGAUUUCUUACUUGUCAUCGACAGCGAAGAAAAGCCCGAUAACUAAGCGUCCCCUCUGCGUUCCGGCGCAGUGCCUGUGCCUCUGAUGGACAUCUUGGCUUGCAGAUCCGAAGAGAACAGUUACAACAUCCUCCCCUCUGCGGCAACGAUGCUUUUCCAUGGCCUCCCCGGGGGCGAUGUGCACGGUGUGGUGGAAGAAAUGGAGCGGAGAGGAAAGGGCGAAUCGGCGGCCAUCAGUUCGGCCAUCGAUAUGGGAGAAUCAGAGACGGCCAUGCCCUGCGUGACCAGCGAGUGCGUGGCUCUGUGCGCGGGCUGCGGCAGAAAGAUCGCGGACCGAUACUACUUGCUGGCCGUGGACAAGCAGUGGCACAUGCGCUGCCUCAAGUGCUGCGAGUGCAAGCUGAACCUGGAGUCCGAGCUCACCUGCUUCAGCAAGGACGGCAGCAUCUACUGCAAGGAGGACUACUACAGAAGAUUUUCGGUGCAGAGGUGCGCGCGAUGCCACCUGGGCAUCUCGGCCUCGGAGAUGGUGAUGCGCGCGCGGGACCUGGUCUACCACCUGAACUGCUUCACGUGCACCACGUGCAGCAAGAUGCUGACCACCGGGGACCACUUCGGCAUGAAGGACAGCCUGGUGUACUGCCGCAUGCACUUUGAGACUCUCAUUCAGGGAGAAUACCAGACUCACUUUAACCACGCGGACGUUGUGGCGCACAAGGGCCUGGGCCCGGCCAACGCGCUGGGACUAUCAUACUUUAACGGCGUGAGCACGGUGCAGAAGGGCCGACCUAGGAAGAGGAAGAGCCCGGGGCCUGGCGCCGAGCUAGCUGCGUACAACGCGGCGCUGAGCUGUAAUGAGAACGACGGCGAGUCCAUAGACCGGGACUCUCAGUACAGCUCCAGUCAGAAGACCAAGCGGAUGCGAACAUCCUUCAAGCACCACCAACUGCGAACGAUGAAAUCCUACUUCGCCAUCAACCACAACCCGGAUGCCAAGGACCUGAAGCAGCUUGCCCAGAAGACGGGCCUCACCAAGCGGGUCUUACAGGUCUGGUUUCAAAAUGCUCGGGCCAAGUUCAGGAGGAACCUGCUGCGACAGGAGAGCACUGGGUUGGACAAGGCAUCAGACGGCUCUACACUGCAAGGUGGGACACCCUCAGGCCCAGCUUCUGAGAUCUCCAACGCUUCCAUGAGCCCCUCUAGCACCCCCACCACCCUGACAGACUUAACCAACCCCACCAUGCCUACUGUCACUUCUGUACUCACAUCGGUGGCGGGUGGUAUGGAAGUCCACGAGUGCCGGAGCCCAUCACAGACAACGCUGACCAGCCUCUUCUGAUGGUCGGAGCACUAGCACCCCACCCCCCAGGCCUUCACCACCUUCCCCUGCACACACAGACUUUUACUACAUUCUACACUCCUUCUGGAUCUAAAACUGAGCACUGUUACCACCUUAGAAAUGUAAAAGAAUUAGAAACAUGAAGGAAACAAAACAACUCUAUUGGAGACUAUAUACAUAGUGAGGUGGCUGGACCUCACAGAUGGAAUGGUUGUUGUUAUUUUGAUGUUGUCUUGUUAAGAUCUGAGGAGAACUGAUUAAAUCUUUUCAAUAUUCACAAGGAGAUUGUUUUAAUUUUUUAGAGAAUUUGUUUUUUCAAGACAGUAUUUAUGUUGCUGUUAAAGAGUCACUGUUAGAAGGACUGUAAAAAUUAUUUUUAUUUUAUUGUUUGGAAAUCUGGGAUUAAAUACAGUUUUAAAUAUCCUAUGACUCCCAUUUGCCUUUAACUCAAAUCAGCUCAACUGUGCUUGUUUGAAGUCAAUCAAAUAUGACUGACUCAGAGGAAAGCUGGACGAGUUAAAUGAGAGCUCCGCUACUCCUCUGCAUGUUGUAUUUGUGUGUUUGCAGGCUUUCUGUUCUUACAUGUCUGAACAUAAAUACAUUAAUGUUCAUUUCUUUAAAAGAAAAAUAUAUGCUGGAAGGAAAUUAGUUCUGCAUUAUACUUCCCUUGUAACACUGUCAUACUGUUUCGUAUCUUUACUUUAAGAAAGUAAUGCUCCAACUUCA